CACGUCAAGUCGUCAACAAAGCUGUCCUAUCGCGCAUACGGCUCCGGCCUCGAGCAGUGAUCAUGAUGCUUUGACAUAUAUACGCGCGCGCGCCACGCAGACCAAUUAAGCAGCGAAAAAUGGACAAGGCAGCUGCCACCAGUACCCCGCUCCCGGUUCGCACGACGACGAGCAAUGACGGUAAUGGAGCCGACAGCGGCGAGGCGCCGGCGCCGGCGCUGGAGUUGGGGGAGCCGGUCAGCCCCUCCGCGAAGCUCGUGGAGGACUUCUACAUCAUCGUCCUGAUCGGCGUCUCCACGCCCGUGAACCACCCCGCCCUGCGCGCCGGCAUCGAGGCCCAGCUCGCACGCUACCCACACUUCCGCAGCAUCCAAGUGACGGGCAAGGACGGCGUCCUCCGUUGGGCACAGACGACGGUGAACGUGGACGACCACCUCAUCUACCCGAGUCUCGACGCGGCCGCCGUGGCGGCCGACCCGGACAUGGCCGUGGAGGACUACGUGGCGUCGCUCUCCACGACCCCCAUGGACUGGUCGCGGCCGCUGUGGGAGUUCCACCUCUUCGACUUCCCGACCUCCGAGGCCACGGCCACCACGGCCAUCCGCGUGCACCACUCCCUGGGGGACGGCAUGUCGCUGCUCACGCUCCUCAUGGCGUGCACCCGCAGCGCGGCAGACCCGGCGCGGCUUCCGGCCAUGCCGCCGCUCCCGGCACGCAGGGGCGCCAUCUACCAGCGCCCGCGCCCGCCGGCGUCCGCGGGGUGCCUGCAGUUCGCGGCGUGGGUCUGGUCCUUCUUCGUGCUCGCGUGGCAUACCGUGGUGGACGUCGCCGGCUUCUUCGCCACCAUACUGUUCCUCAAGGACCCGCACACGCUCUUCAAGCGGGUCGUCAGCCAUGGGGGCGUUAACCGCAAACGGAUCGUCAACCGGAGCCUUAGCCUCGACGACAUCAAGUUUGUCAAGAAUGCCAUGAACUGCACAGUAAACGAUGUGUUGGUUGGAGUCACGUACGCUGCCUUGUCACGCUACUACUUCCGGAAGUCAGGUGACACGGACACUGACAAGGAAAUCCGUGUGCGAUCAAUGCUUCUCGUCAAUUUACGGCCAACCACAAGCCUACACGCAUGUGUUAAUAUGAUAGAGUCCGGCAAGGGAAGCGAUGUGAAAUGGGAAAAUAGACUUGGCUUCAUCAUCCUUCCCUUCUUCAUAGGCAUGCACAGUGACCCACUUGAUUACGUCCGCAAGGCAAAGAAGGUUGUGGACAGGAAGAAGAGCUCACUGGAGGUGGUUUUUACACAUGUAGCCGCAGAAGUUAUCCUCAAAUUGUUUGGGCUGAAGGCAGCUGGGGCUAUCUUCCAUCGUAUGAUCUCCCAUACGACCAUAUCGUUCUCGAACAUGACUGGCCCGGUUGAGCAGGUGGAGUUUUGCGGGCAUCCAGUUCUGUUCAUUGCCCCUAGUGGAUAUGGACCUCCAGAAGCCCUGACUGUCAAUUAUCAAAGUUAUGUCAAAACCGUCAAGGUAAAUCUAGCAGUGGAUGAGGCACAAUUUCCAGACUGUCAUGAGCUCUUGGACGACUUUGCUGAAUCCCUUGAGCAUAUUAAGGAUGCAGCUUCAAGCCUUGGAAAGCAUUAAGGAUGCAGCUUCAAGCCUUGGAAAGCAUCAUAGAAAGGCUUAAGGGGCUAUUACAUUGCCACUGGAAAACUAUCUUGAUUUUGCUGAAGGAUAAGAUUGUACUAUGGAAAACUUAUUCAUGCUUUCACUCCAAAGAAUAAUUGUACCAUUCAAUAUUACUGGUGUAUUGUAUGUGCUGCAUUAUAGCAACUAAACCUAUAAUGCCGACCAAAUUGAGCAUGUCGAUAGAGUUUGACCCAGAAUUUUCUA
Messenger RNA from Brachypodium distachyon (stiff brome), 1880 nucleotides. Its product is annotated as O-acyltransferase WSD1. Lineage: Eukaryota; Viridiplantae; Streptophyta; Magnoliopsida; Poales; Poaceae. The record is from RefSeq and is a predicted model, not a curated record. The coding region runs from base 120 to 1631 and encodes 503 amino acids. Gene Ontology annotation, molecular function: long-chain-alcohol O-fatty-acyltransferase activity; diacylglycerol O-acyltransferase activity. Gene Ontology annotation, biological process: triglyceride biosynthetic process. The transcript is spliced from 7 exons. Gene Ontology annotation, cellular component: plasma membrane.